Molecule: messenger RNA, 2301 nt
Organism: Didymodactylos carnosus
Lineage: Eukaryota; Metazoa; Rotifera; Eurotatoria; Philodinida; Philodinidae
Source: the annotation of a GenBank genome assembly
AUGAGUAUUCAAUCACCUUCAACAGCUUGUGUAUCUCCUGAAGAAGUAGCAUCAGCAAUGAAUUUAGCAUUUGCACAAUUUUUAUCUGAUGAACCAACAGCUAUGAUGUUAAUGUCAUCACAAUCAUCAAACAAUUCGAAUUCUAAUCAUUAUCCUUCUACAUCAACAACAACAUCAGUUGAUAAUAAUAACAAUAACAGUAACAUGACACAUACUAAUAGCAGUAGUGCAAUUUUUUUUGGCUCACAACGUAGACAUAGAAGACCACCAACACCUUAUGCAAUAACAACUGAUUAUACAGGCGAAUCAACUACACCUUCGUUACCUCGAUAUAAAACCAUUGUAAAAUUAACCACAUCCUCGACACAAUCUCCACUUGAAUGUUCAUCGUCUGAUCUUCCAACAACGUCGAAUGAGUUGAAUGAUUAUUCAGGAUUUCUAAUAACAGCACCUUCGCAACCUUCUACAUCUUCGUCUACUAUUACCACAUGUACAACAACUACACCAACAGUCAAUCGUAAAAAACGUUCUAUAUCAAAUGAAUAUGAUUAUCCAUCUUCAAUAUCAAAUCAAAAACGAUUUCGUUCUUCUACUAUAACACCUAAUUGGAUAUCAGACGAAUCGGAUGAUGACGACUCAGAACAAAUACAAACUGUCGCUACUAAUUCUACAACUACGACAGCCGCCGCUAUUGCUGCUGCAGUGACAGCUUCUCUAUUAACUGCUAAUAAUCAUAAUAAUACAACAACAUUAUCGGUUGUUAGAGAAAAUGAUUUAACAACAACAGCUAGAAAUGAAUUUUAUGAUUUCACAAUUGAUUCAACGGAACCAGAAUUAGUCGAUUUAACAAUACCAUCUCCCGCUCAACAUCAUAGAAGAACGUUGGAGAUUGUUCCAGAUGAAAGUUUUAGUGACGAUGACAAUGAUGAGGAACAAAUACAACGUCAACAAAUCAACAAAGUAGAACAACCUACAGCAACCUCCUCUUCUUCAACUUCAGUUUCUCGACCAACAGGCAAUUGUCAUUCAUUGAGAUCUAUUACUCAUCAAUCUCCGCAUCAUCAACAACAAUCAGCGUUUAUUCCUGUUUUUCAUCAUCAAUAUCAACAGCAAUUCAAUUUUCAUCGACAUAGUCACCACAGUUUACGACGCGGAAAUUCUGCCACAUUGUGUACAUCAGACAACGGUCACUCGCAUCGACGUCAAUCUGAACAUUGCAAUGGUGCUUCAUUAAUAUUUCGCUCAAAUCAUCCUCAGCCUUACCCUCCACCACCGCCUCAUCAUCAUCUGUCUCAUCCAAUUAAUCCAUAUGGUUGCCGUGUAGCCCCACGCAAUCCAACUGUCGUAUGUCCAUCGAAUUCUUCGUCAGCUAUUCAACCUAACGCAAAUCAUCUGCAGAAUUCUAGUCUUCCCUCUUCAUUUAUUUUAUAUCCACAAGAAGAGCACAUUGCAGCUGCGGCAGCCGCCGCUGCUGCUGCUGUUGCCGUAUCAUCUACUCUCAAUUCAAAUCCACAUUAUAUUACGCCUAUUCCAAAUGGAACAAAUCAUCACAUUCCUCAUUAUCAUCAUCCACACCAUUUACGACUGUCUUAUCAACAACAAGCAAAUCAAGAAAGACAACGUCAACGGCAAAUAAUUGAUUAUCAAAAUCAUCAUCAUGUAAACGCAAUGUUUCAGCAACAACAACAACAAUCUGCAUCGUCUAAUAUUCAGGCACAUGUUACUAUUCAAGCUACACCGCCCACAACCACAUCAACAACAAAUUCAUAUCAUUUAACAUUUGGACCCGGUAUGCAUUUAUCGAUUGGUUCUAGUACAACAAGUCAGGCAAACUCAACGACAAAUCAUCCGGCUCAACAAGUAAAUAAUGGUUGGCCACCAAUUUUAUUUCGACCAUUACGUAAUCCAUUAAUUGUUCGUGGACAACAAUUUUUGGGUUCAGAACGUGCUGAACAUGUUGUUGAAGAAUUUUUACGAAUGGAAGAACAGUUAAAUGGUACAAUGCAACAGGGUGGUGGCGUAAAUAUGGGUGCAACACAAGAACAAAUAAAUAAAACAACAUUAGCACAUAAAUAUCAUAAACGAAAACAACAAUAUAUAGAUAUAACAGAAUCGAGUCAUUUAGAAAAAUGUACAAUAUGUUUGUGUGAAUUUGACGAGAAUGAAGAUGUUCGACGUUUACCAUGUAUGCAUCUAUUUCAUAUACCAUGUGUUGAUCGAUGGUUAUCGACAAGUAGACGAUGUCCUAUUUGUCGUAUUGAUAUUGAAUAUAAAGGAGAUUUUAUUGAUUAUGGUUGUUGA